Boeremia exigua is the source of this 546-nucleotide messenger RNA. RefSeq lists its product as uncharacterized. The record is from RefSeq and is a predicted model, not a curated record. The coding region runs from base 1 to 546 and encodes 181 amino acids. Lineage: Eukaryota; Fungi; Ascomycota; Dothideomycetes; Pleosporales; Didymellaceae. The transcript has 4 exons.
AUGCUCAUUACUUUCCUCUCCGUUUCGCUCGUCGCUUUCCUUCAGGUUGCGCAAGCAAUAUCCAUGAUAGACUACUCUCCCAGCUGCGAUGUCGAACCUGACUUUGUCCAUUGGUACUCAGAGUUGCUUAGGAACAACGAAACACCUAACAUCACGACUGAGUACGCUCAAUUUUUCGCUCCUAAUGGCAGUCUCGUUGUCCUAGGAGCCGUUUCUAUUGGCGCAGAAGCGAUCCUGACCUCUCGUCGCGCCAUGUUGCCUACCAACGGCUCUGUUAUAUGGAAUCACUUUCCCAACACGACAACUGUCGCGAGCGAAUCAUCAACUGAGAAGGUUUACCAGGUAUCUGGUGUUCUCGAGAUCACUACCCCUGCCGGUGGGAACUGUACACAAACCUAUUUCCAGACUCUGUUUACCCUGGAGAAAAACGAAACGACCAAGGUCCCGAACUUGAGUCUGCAAAACAGCGGUCUCCUGAUUUAUAACGGCUUUUCUAUCAACGGCUCAACAACACCAUGCAGCAAAGGCGUCAGCUUAGCACUGUAG